Pterocles gutturalis (yellow-throated sandgrouse) is the source of this 3545-nucleotide messenger RNA. RefSeq names its product myelin expression factor 2 (gene MYEF2). Gene Ontology annotation, molecular function: mRNA binding. NCBI's taxonomy places the organism in Eukaryota, Metazoa, Chordata, Aves, Pterocliformes, Pteroclidae. The transcript has 16 exons. Gene Ontology annotation, cellular component: nucleus; cytoplasm; post-mRNA release spliceosomal complex. Gene Ontology annotation, biological process: regulation of mRNA stability involved in response to oxidative stress. Bases 185 to 1660 code for a protein of 491 amino acids. The record is from RefSeq and is a predicted model, not a curated record.
UGAUGAGACAGCAAAAGAAGAGAAAGCACCCGUGAAAGAGAAGUAUGCUGCAAAACCGAAAGCAAUCCCUUCUCUUGGAAAUAAGAAUAGAUUCCACCCCUAUUCAAAGGAGAAGAAUGCAAGCACUGGAGAGAAGAAGACUAUUAAUCGUAAUAGAGUUUUUAUUAGCAACAUCCCAUAUGACAUGAAAUGGCAAGCUAUUAAAGACCUUAUGAGAGAGAAAGUUGGUGAGGUUACAUACGUGGAGCUGUUUAAGGAUGCUGAAGGAAAAUCAAGGGGUUGUGGUGUGGUUGAAUUCAAAGAUGAAGAAUUUGUUAAGAAAGCGUUAGAAACUAUGAACAAAUAUGAUCUUAGUGGAAGACCCCUGAAUAUUAAAGAGGAUCCUGAAGGUGAACAUGCUCGUAGGGCAUUACAGCGUGGAGGAGGAGGACAGUUUCCAGGAGGACAUGGACCUGACGUGGCACCUGGAAUAAUGAAUUUACCACCUUCUAUUCUUAAUAAUCCAAACAUUCCUCCCGAGGUUAUCAGUAACUUGCAGGCAGGCAGACUUGGGUCCACUAUUUUUGUUGCUAAUCUUGACUUUAAAGUUGGCUGGAAGAAACUGAAGGAGGUAUUCAGCAUUGCUGGAACUGUGAAGCGUGCAGACAUCAAAGAAGAUAAAGAUGGCAAGAGUCGAGGAAUGGGAACGGUUACCUUUGAACAAGCAAUUGAAGCUGUUCAAGCAAUAUCUAUGUUCAAUGGGCAGUUCCUGUUUGAUAGACCCAUGCAUGUAAAAAUGGAUGACAAAUCAGUUCCUCAUGAAGAUUUCCGUGUUGCGGACAGCAAAACUUCACAAUUACCUCGUGGUCUUGGUGGCAUUGGUAUGGGACUUGGACCAGGUGGACAGCCCAUCAGUGCAACACAGUUGAGCAUGGGUGGUGGAAUGGGGAGCAUGGGUCCAGGAGGUAUGGGAAUAGACGGUCCAGGAUUUGGCAGAAUGAGUAGAAUGGGAGGCGGACUUGCUGGAUUUCGUGGAAUUGAAGGAAUGCCUAAUAUGGGAGGAUUUGGAGUCAACCGAAUGGGCGAAGUGUUCCGUGGUGGAAUGGGAGGAAACAUGGACAGAGAUUUUGGUCGUGGUGACAUGCCGUUGAACCGUGGGUUUGGAGAUUCUUUUGGAAGGAUGGGUGGUGCAAUGAUUGGUGUUUUUGCAGGAGGAAUGGGAGCACCUAGCAUGGGCCCAGUAAGAUCUGGAAUGAGUGGUGGAAUGGGUGGUAUGAACAGUAUGGCUGGAGGAAUGGGAAUGGGGAUAGAUCGGAUGAGUUCUGGUUUUGAUCGAAUGGGACCAGCUAUGGGUGGAGGCCUGGACAGGAACAUUGAUAUCGAUCGAGGAUUUGUGCCUGGCCCAAUGGGAAGUGGCAUGAGAGAGAGAUUAGGCUCCAAAGGCAACCAGAUAUUUGUGAGAAAUCUUCCUUUUGACCUGACCUGGCAGAAGCUAAAGGAGAAGUUCAGUCAAUGUGGUCAUGUAAUGUUUGCAGAAAUAAAAAUGGAGAAUGGAAAAUCAAAGGGCUGUGGAACAGUCAGAUUUGACUCGCCAGAAUCUGCUGAAAAGGCCUGUAGGAUAAUGAACGGCAUAAAAAUCAGUGGCAGAGAAAUUGAUGUACGCUUGGAUCGCAAUGCAUAAUUUAAAACUGUGUGUUCAGGAACAUUCCUAUGUCUGUUUAGCUUCUCUAUCCUAGUAAGUCAUUUUUAGUAACAUUGUAUGCUUACAAAAGCUGUAAAAAGGAACUUUUAAAUCCCACCAGCCUUUAACAGUAUAGUGUUUAAUAUACUGUGAUACUUGUUAACUGAAUCUUACAAUGUUUGGUUUUUAAAGACAAUUUGCCUGAUUUUUGUUGUUUUUUUAGAGGCACUGAGCACCUGCAGGUCCCUGCAGGCCGUGGAAGCUUUGGAUGCUCAGUGCCUUUGGAAAAUUAGGCCAAGUGUCUCUAGUCAUUCAGUUUAAAUGAAUGGUUAUACUGUUUUUAAUAAAAUAAGCCAUUUUCUCUGUUAAUCUCAAGCUUGCAUAGUGGGAUUUGUUUAGUGUUUUCUGAUUUUUAUUUUUCCCCCCUUCAGUGUGUUUCAACAUUGUAAUGUAAAAACUAGAUGUUUUUUUUUCAGAAUUUUGGUUUUACGUGUGUGUUGUAGUCAUACUGUAAUUCUUGACUCUAAAGGGCUCCAAUUAGGCUGUGAUGUUUUUGUUCUACUUAAAUUACUUUAAUGACAUGACUUGGUUCUGUAAAUAAGAUUUAGAGCCCAAUGGGAGUUUUGAAUUUUUUUUUUUUAUUUUGACUAAAUGAAGAAACUGAUCUUUCUCUCCUCCUUUUAUUUUUUCUAUCAGUAUAAUCACUGAUUAAAACUAGUUACCACAGACCCUUGUAGGAUUGUUUCCUAUGAUGCCGAGUUCAUAUAAAAUUGAUAAUACAGUAAAUACUAAGUACAAUACAAGACAAAUUGUUCCCAAUUUUUUAUCUAUUUUCCAGCCAUUGAGGUGAACUGCUAGAAAAAUAAAAACAACAGAACAGAUAAGAGAAAUGGCUGUGUAUGUCAAACCACUGCUGUUCACUUCUAUGGGUCCUGACGUAUUUAUGAAGGCAGUUUUUAUAAACCAGGGUAUUCCCAAACAGAGCAUAUCAAAUACAUUGGAUCCUACGAUGUUAGACAUAGCCAUAUCUCCAUUUCCUGUAAAAGAAGAAAUACAAAUAAGUCUGCUUAAUUAUAUUGUAUGAAAUUGCCAAACUGUUUUGGAGGAACAGACUGUCAGCCCUCCGUUCUCACAGAGCACCCUUUUCAGACUUCUUAUUGAAAGAACUAUAGUCAUGAUUCUACAGAACAUGGUUUUGGAUAUCACAAACAUUAAAAAAAAAAAAGUCUCCCCAAAUCACCAGCAUCUGCACAGUUGCACUUAAGCUAGGCAGGCUAUUAUAAAAUCCAGUCAUGCUUAAAAUAUGAAGACCUACAGUUGUGUUUUGCAGUAAAACUGUAACACCUGAUCAACAACAAAUCAAACCUAUCUAGAAUAAUUCUCUGAGAUACUCUGAGAGGUUUUUAAGUGUCUGAGCCACAGCUUCUUCAGGUAAGCUUUUUAUUUAUUAUUAGUAAACUUAAGCUUUAGAAUCUGGAGCAAAAGUUUUGAAGUUACUCCUUGAAUUUCUGGAAAUGUUGACUAGAAUUAUUUUUUUUCAUAGUACCUUUUAAACACAUCCAUUGGAAUGAGCCUGAAUACUAAAAUCUUUACCUUUUCGAGCCACCAGCACGCUUGCAACUGUAUCUGGUAGGCUUGUUCCUGCUGCUAGUAAUGUGAGACCCAUUACUGACUCUGGGAUUCCCAGUGUUUCACCUGCAGUUGAUAAACAAUGUUAGAAAAUGCAAGUAUGUUUUUAUUUUAAGUUUCAUACAAAGAAACUGCUUUGGACUUAGUUUGCUGGAGAAAGGAUUAGUAAUCAUACAGUAAUUUCAAAAGGAAUCUGUCAGCUAACUUGACUAAAUAUGAAGUGACUGAACUAUGAAGUAGUUAUAAACAAGAACAA